Messenger RNA from Harpegnathos saltator (Jerdon's jumping ant), 1771 nucleotides. RefSeq names its product Death regulator Nedd2-like caspase (gene Dronc). Bases 392 to 1684 code for a protein of 430 amino acids. NCBI's taxonomy places the organism in Eukaryota, Metazoa, Arthropoda, Insecta, Hymenoptera, Formicidae. Gene Ontology annotation, cellular component: IPAF inflammasome complex; AIM2 inflammasome complex; NLRP3 inflammasome complex. Gene Ontology annotation, biological process: regulation of apoptotic process; regulation of inflammatory response; proteolysis. The transcript has 6 exons. The record is from RefSeq and is a predicted model, not a curated record. Gene Ontology annotation, molecular function: cysteine-type endopeptidase activity.
UUAAAACUCAUGUCGCUUGAGUACGUCAUUAUUCUCGUUGUUUCACCGUGUCAUUCAUAUUACUUUCGUCAUUCAAAAACGCUAUCAAGAUAGCUGCAUUCAGAAAAUACAUUUAAAAACUAUUUAGAAGAAAAAAUUAUCUAUCGGCUGCGUUGUAUUUACUGAACGUAGUCAAUAACAUAGGGUUUUCCCUUAUUAUUAUUCCUUUGUCCAGAAAGGGUGCGCACCGAUUGACUAUAGUACAAUUGGACACAAUACAUAAAAGUGUGUAGUUAUGUAUAUGUGUUUUGUGUCACAAAUAAAGCAACCUGCAUACUGACUGCAAGCAGCUUAAUGUUUUGAAGUGGUGCGAUAAGUUUAUAUAAGUUUAUAGAAGUUACAUUAUAUCAACAUGGAACAAAGAGAUCGUGAAAAGAUAGACAUGUGCUGUAACGAGGUUGUGCCGAAAAUAAAGAUGUAUCGACUGUUUCCAAAGCUUCUAGAACACAAGGUUUACAAUCAAGAUGACGUAAACAUUCCAAAAUGGACUCAAUCUCUUACUGAUCCAAGUACAUCCAAGGAUAUAUUUUUAAAAAUAAAAACACGUGGACCAAAAGCAUUUCAACGUUUAUUAUUAUGUUUGAAACAAAUAGGUCAAGAAGAUAUAGCUGAUACAUUGGAAGGAAAAGUCAAGCAAAAAUGCAAUGAUAAUAUAAGCAAAGAAAAUAUAAGCAACAAAAAUGUUUUACUCUUGAAAGAAGACAUUUCUUUUCUCCGUGAAUGUUCUUUUUAUCGUGAUAUUCAAAAAUCUAAUGAACCCUUAAAAAUUGACUUACACAAAGCUACAGAGUUUUUGGAUGAUGGGGGCAAUGAUAUAAUUUCACGAUAUCCCAUGAGAAGUAAUCCUCGAGGAUUAGUGUUGUUAAUUACUAAUAUAGAUUAUAAUUUAUCAAAAGAAAAACCUAGACUUUCAGCACAACAUGAUGAAACCAAUUUAAAAGAAUUAUUUGAACAAAUGGGUUUUAAAGUUAUUGCAAAACGGGAUUUGACAGGAAAAGAUAUAAAAGAGGCAGUGAAAGAAUUUUCAAGAAGCAGUGACCUAGUGAAGGUUGAUUCAUGUUUUGUGAUCAUUAGUAGUCAUGGAACGGAAGAUGAGAAACAUCAUACAGAGAUACAAGGAGUAGAUUCUGGACGAGGGGAUUAUGAAAAAGUUUUGUGCACUGAAAUUUUAGAUUAUUUCAGUGUGGAUGCAUGUCCGCAACUUUCAGGAAAACCAAAAAUAUUUGUCUUCCAACUUUGUAGAGGACCGAGAAAACAGAAUGCUGUUAGUAAUGAAAGAUUGGUUACGGAUACAUGUGCUGUCUUUCCUAAAGACGUAGAUGAGGAGCUCAAAUCUGAUAAUACAAUUUUGAUUGAUAAAGACUCUAUGAGAAAUUACGCAGAUAUGCUUGUAGUUUACUCUACACUACCUGGACACGUUGCUUAUAGAGACUCAAAGACUGGCAGCUGGUUUAUACAGAUUCUUUGCUACGUAUUCAUGAUUCUUGCCUGUAAAAUUCAUGUUCGAGAUUUAUUCAGUAUUAUUGAUUCGGAACUGCAACAUUUGAGAACAGGGGACAAUAAUUGUCAGACGUCAUCUGUGAAAUCGAUCGGAUUUAACAGAUACUGUUAUCUCAAUCCCGGUUAUUUUCCAGAUCAAAUGUGAUGAGCAUAAAAUGUGAUCAUGUUAAAAGUAGGUGAAUGACAUUAGAAGUCAAAACAAUUUGUAUAAAAAACAUAUAUAUAUAUAAAA